AUGACCUCUUCCCCUACAAGCCUCAACCCCAACAAUUCCGCCACCUUCCCGACUACGCUCCACCACCACCAUCGCCAUGCCGACACCAAUCCCCUCCUUCCUCCUCCGUCCUCCCCGACCACGCAGCCGCCGCCCGUCGCCAACGAAACCCUAGAAAAAAGCAUCCUACUCCACGCGGUGGAGAUCGAGCAACCCGAAUCCUCACCGGGCGUCUCGGUACCUCCGUUUUCCUGGCGGAAGCUCUGGAAAUUUACCGGUCCCGGAUUCUUGAUGAGCGUUGCUUUUCUGGAUCCGGGGAAUCUGGAAGGCGAUCUGCAGGCUGGGGCGAUAGCUGGCUACUCCCUGUUGUGGCUUCUGAUGUGGGCCACUGUUAUGGGCCUCCUCAUCCAGUUGUUAUCUCUGAGGCUUGGCGUAGCUACAGGCCGGCACCUGGCGGAGAUUUGCCGGGAAGAGUACCCACACUGGGCCGCGGUGAUGCUAUGGUUCAUGGCGGAACUUGCCCUCAUCGCGGCGGACAUUCAGGAGGUUAUUGGGAGUGCUAUUGCUCUCAGGAUACUCAGCAAUGGGGUCGUGCCCCUUUGGGCUGGCUCUCUCAUUACUGGUUUUGAUUGUUUCAUGUUCUUGUUCCUCGAGAACUAUGGCAUCAGAAAGCUUGAAGCUUUUUUCGCUGUCCUCAUCACUAGUAUGGCUUUCUCAUUUGCAUGGAUGUUUUUCGAAACGAAACCUAGUUGGAGAGAUCUCAUAGAAGGAAUAGUAAUACCCAAGCUCCGUCCAGAGACAAUCCCAAAAGCCAUCGGAGUCAUUGGCUGCGUCAUAACCCCAUACAACGUCUUCCUAUACUCCGCCUUAGUCCAGUCGAGGAAAAUUGACUUGAAAAAGAAAGGCAGGGUACAAGAGGCUCUCAAUUACUACACGAUAGAGUCUGUGAUGGCCGUUUUUGUUUCGUUUGUGAUCAAUUUAUUUGUGACUGCCGUAUUUGCAAAGGGAUUUUACAGAAGUGUGGGGGCCGAUAGUUUGGGGCUAGUGAAUGCUGGUGAAUUUCUUGAGAAGAGAUACGGUGGCGGGCUGCUCCCAAUUCUGUACAUUUGGGCCAUCGGGCUUUUCGCGGCCGGGCAGAGCUCGACCAUCACAGGUACUUAUGCCGGGCAGUUUAUUAUGGGUGGUUUUCUCAACCUUGAGAUCAAGAAAUGGGUGAGGUCAUUGAUCACGAGGAGUUGUGCCAUAUUGCCUACGGUUAUCGUGGCUGUUGCAUUUAAUAGAUCCGAGGAGUUGCUCGAUGUUCUGAAUGAGUGGCUAAAUGUCCUUCAGGCAAUGCAAAUCCCAUUUGCGGUCAUCCCUCUUCUCCAUUUGGUGUCAAAUGAGCAUAUAAUGGGCGCUUUUAUGAUUGGAACGGUUGUCAAGAGGAUUUCAUGGGGCGUGGCUGUAUUGGUCAUACUUGUGAAUGGAUAUGUUUUGGUCGACUUCUUUGUAACCGAAGUUCAUGGAUUGCUGUUGGGAGUAGUUGUCUGCCUCGUCGCAGCUUCUUACACAUCAAUUCUUGUCUAUCUUAUUUUCCGAGGCCACACUCUCUUUUCAUCACGAGCUGAUGGGUUUUCCUAUAUCAGAACCACUUGA
Striga hermonthica is the source of this 1614-nucleotide messenger RNA. The record is from the annotation of a GenBank genome assembly. NCBI's taxonomy places the organism in Eukaryota, Viridiplantae, Streptophyta, Magnoliopsida, Lamiales, Orobanchaceae.